This is a messenger RNA of Adineta ricciae, 1938 nucleotides long. The record is from the annotation of a GenBank genome assembly. Lineage: Eukaryota; Metazoa; Rotifera; Eurotatoria; Adinetida; Adinetidae.
AUGAAUAUAUCUGGUCAACAACAGCCAUCAUCAUCAUCAUCGAAUGAUCAUAUGACAACAGCAGCGUCAGUUCCUCUUCCAUUAACACCUGAUGUUCUGGAUACCAACAAUUCAGAUAGACUUAAACAUCAAAGUCAACGCCUAGUUCAACACUUGAAUGGGCUAACAUCUACCACAAUGACAUCUACUUCAUCGACAAAUGUCUCGAAUGCCAACCUAUCAAGUAGCAAUGGGCAUGAAGCAACUUCGUCAAACGGAAGUAAUUCUCAUUCGCGUAAUCGUCUGACAUCAUCAUCGACUCAAACACUUCUCACCGGCUCAUCUUAUCCAUCCAAUAAUGGAAAUCUAAAUGUUCCAAGAAUAUUUACCAACAGCCAAAAAGAAGUUUUAAGGCUCAUCGGUCAGCAUUUACAAAGCGUUGGGCUAAAUAAAACAGUUGAUUUUCUUAUUCAAGAAAGUGGUUGUGUAUUAGAACAUGAACAAGCAUCAAAUUUUCGAGAAUUAAUCAUGUCUGGAAAAUGGACUGAAGCUCUUGUGGCACUUGAAAAACUUAAGCAAUAUAUUGAAGAACGUGAUGGUAUUCAACAAAUGAAAUAUUUGAUCUUGGAACAGAAAUAUUUUGAAUUAAUCGAAGAUAAUCGUUCAAUGGAUGCGCUGCAAUGUUUACGAAAUGAAAUUCAAGGAUUGAAGAUUCGUAUUGAACGAACACAUGAAUUAACAACAUUUCUAAUGUUCAAUUCCAUGAAAGAUAUGUACAGAGCAUCGAACUGGAGCGGUAAAGGUUUUGCGUCUCGGCAAAAUCUCAUGGAAAAACUACAAAAAUAUCUUCCACCUGAUAUCAUGUUACCUCCGAAACGACUCGAAACACUUCUGUCUCAAGCUGUUGAAUUACAACAAGAGCGAUGUACAUAUCAUGUUAAGCCAGGAAAACUGAAAUUGGAUGAUGUUUCAUUGCUUAAAGAUCAUGCAUGUACUAAGCAAACGUUUCCUUGUGUGACGAUACAAACAUUAACAGAUCAUUCAGAUGAAGUAUGGUUUUGUAAAUUUUCUCCCGAUGGUACUAAACUUGCAACUGGCUCAAAAGAUGGAUGUUUACAAGUCUACGAUGUGGACAUGCAAACAUACAAAAUGAAAUUACGCAAACAAUUCGAAGGACAUUCGUUUGGAAUUGGUUGUAUCGCAUGGUGUCCAUUCAGUCGCUACAUCAUCGCAUGUGGAACGGAUGAAUGCAACGAAAUAUGGAUUUGGGACGUCGAGCAAGAAGAACAACGAGCACGUAUGAAUCAUUCAUCCGAAGAUAGCCUUACUUGUGCGGCAUGGUUACCAUGUGGUCAAAGAUUUGUUUGCGGAGGAUCACGUGGACAAUUCUAUUAUUGUGAUAUUGACGGAAAUGUUAUCGACAGUUGGGAGGGUGUUCGUCUACAGUGCUUACAUGUUACAAGUGAUGGAAUUGUUCUAGCAGCUGAUGCACAAAAACGUAUUAGUUCUUAUAAAUUCGAUAGUUUAACUGAUCAACAAAUUAUUCACGAAGAUCAUCCCAUUAUGUCAUUUACAGCUAGUAAGGAUGGCCGAUUAGGACUUCUUAACAUUGCCACACAGGGUGUCCAUCUCUGGGAUUUACAUGAUAAACAAUUAGUUCGUAAAUAUCAGGGUGUAACACAAGGUCAUUAUGUGAACCAUGCCACAUUCGGCGGACCUAAUGAAGAAUUUAUUGCCAGUGGCAGUGAAGAUUCGAAAGUCUAUUUGUGGCAUCGUCGACAAGAACGUCCAAUCAUGACCUUUUCAGGCCAUACACGUACUGUAAAUUGUGUUACAUGGCAUCCAACAUUGCCAUUACUUUUUGCAUCAGCAUCUGACGAUGCUACAGUUCGCAUUUGGUCUACACCUGAACAUCAAAUGAAAACUGAAUCAUUGUCGAGCAAUGAAUCAUCAACUUGA